This is a messenger RNA of Amoebophrya sp. A25, 3218 nucleotides long. NCBI's taxonomy places the organism in Eukaryota, Dinophyceae, Syndiniales, Amoebophryaceae. The record is from the annotation of a GenBank genome assembly.
CAGCGAAAGUGGACCAUUGAGAUCGACGGCAUACUUCUACUUAAUAGAAUUCUAUUGUACAACGACUCGUAUCUAUGCUUACCAUGGAUUGACAUUUUUUUAUCUUCCUCACUGAAGUGUCCUUGAAUUCUUACUUCCGCUUCGAACGACGACAGACGAGAACAACAAUGAAGGCACCAGCCCUAAAAUCUACUGCUCCGGCGGCGGCUGCUUCCGGGACAUCAACAACUGCUACGUCGAGUGAGGUGGAGAGUUCGCGCGUGAUGCUGAAGAACAUUCCACCCUACGCGACUGAUAAGCGACUCCGUGAGCGCUUCGCCGAGUUUGGAUCCAUCACGGACGUAAAAAUCUUGACGAAAAACGGGAUGUCCCGACAGCUUGCUUUUCUUGGCUUCAAGACUGUUGCUGAGGCUAAGAAGUGCGUAGCCGCUUCACAUCGAACCUAUUUCGACACACACAAAAUGCAGGUUGAAAUUGCACGCCCAGUAGGCGACACUGGGAUCGCGCGGCCAUGGAGCAAGUACUCAGAAGGCAGCAGCUCCUUUGCAAAAAGCAACACGACAGAAAAAUCUUCUAAUCUGGAGAAGGUCGGGGACGCCGAAAAGAAGGAAUCUAAGGCUGUCAAGAAAACCUCGGAAUCAAGUAGCGCCAAGUCAGAAGUCGACGAAAUUCCCGCAGACGAGUCCGAUGAAACGGCUUCAAAAACCGUUGCCAACGAUGCGACCGUUACUGACGCGGACUACUUGGCUCAGUUUAAGACCGGAGCAGACGACUUGGAUUCGGAUCUUGAGGACGACCCACUACCUACAAAAGCGCUUGAAGACGACACAGAACAGCGUGGUCCCCCGACAAGUGGAGCAGGCGCAACCGAGAAGGCUGCUGAACAGGUGUUGAAAGGCGACAGCUCGCCAAAGAAUGAAGACGAGAGCGAACCUUCUGGCAAGAAGGGAGCAACAUCGCAAUCUGGUACAACUUCGUCAUCUGGAGGAGAAUUAGCUGCUGCAGUGACGGGACGCGUUUUUGUGCGGAAUCUUCCGUAUUCGUGCACCGACGACGAAGUACGCGAGUUUUUUGCACAGGAGGGAGAAGUCGGUGGCGUGAAAAUCUGCAUCGAUGAAGAUACCAAAAGGUCUCGCGGGUUCGGAUUCGUCACGUACGUCUUUCCGGAGCACGCGGUUCGCGCUGUAUCACUCCUCGAUGGACGUUGCUUUCAGGGCAGGCUGAUUUCGAUUCGCGAUGCGCAAAUUCAAGAAGACGAACAGAUGACUGGUAAAAUAAAGUCUACUGAACACGAUGGUGCAAAAGACGGAGAAACAAAUGCUGAACUCACCAAGGACAAGAAUGCAACCAAUAAAGCAGGCGACGCGAAAAGCUCCUACAAGAAGUUGAAAAAUCAAGAGCGCAAACAGCAACAAUCAGAGCGAAUCUGGAACUUGUUGUACAUGUCCGCUAACGCCGCGACCGACGCUAUAGCCAAGAAGUUAGGAGUCGAGAAGCGAGACUUGCUCGAUAAGGAAUCGUCUCAACUCGCGGUCACAGUGGCGCUCGGUGAAACGCAGGUUCUGCAGGAAACAAAGCAAUGGCUCGAGCGCGAAGGCAUUUGGGUCGAUGCGUUCACGCGACAAGGCACCAACCUACUUUCGGCUGUGAAAAACCCAAUGCUCGAGGGUGAUGCUGAGAGCAAUAAGAAGUCUCGUAGUUCUUCUGCAGGUGAAGAUGCUGCGUCCUCAUCUAAAGUGCGACGAGCCAAAGACGUCAUGAUCGUGAAGCAUCUUCCGAGUGAGUCAGUAGUGGAACAUGAGCUAAGAGAGCGCUUUGCACGCUUCGGGGACGUCAAGCGCUUCUGCUUGGCACCUGCUAAGACAGUAGCUGUUGUGCAGUUCGCUUCAGCGCAGCACGCUGAGCGGGCAUUCGCGAAAGUAAACUUCUCGCGUUACAAGCACGUUCCUUUGUUCUUAGAGUGGGCGCCAGAACAGAUCUUCGCUAAAGAUGCAUCUGAAGCCGGAGCACACGGGGAAGCAACUACGAAAGAUGAUAGUACAACUCAAGAACCGAAUGAGGACGCUAGUGCCUCUACGGGGUCAGCUUGUAUCUUCGUUAAGAAUUUGAGCUUCAGCACUGGAGACAUGCGUCUGGAGCAAAUUUUUCGGCAGCAUGCAGGCUUUCGUCGCGUCACCAUCAUGAAGAAAAAAGGCGUUGAUGGCGAAAAGAAGAGUAUGGGUUACGGGUUCAUCGAGUACGAAACCGUCAACCAGUGCGAGGAGGUGGUGAAGAAACGACAAGCGCUGGCACUUGACGGCCACAUCUUGCACCUGCAAGUCUCUAGUCGACAAGCAAAAGGCAACUCGUCACUGGCAGGAGCGGAGAUCAAGAACGCAGCUAUUUCUCGGUCUGGUGCAGCUGGUGCUGAUGCAGUAUCCUCCAGCUCGGUAGCUGCUGGAUCGAAAGCGAAGCAACUAGCACAUGACGGAAAGCCCUUGAGUAAUAAGUUGUGUGUGCGCAACGUGGCGUUCGAGACAACAAAAGGAGAACUCUCGGCGCUCUUCGCACCUUACGGUACUGUGACGUCACUGCGGCUGCCGAAAAAGGCGGACCGAUCAGGGCAGCACCGAGGUUUCGCCUUCGUCGACUUUUUAACGAAGAGCGAAGCAUGCGCUGCCUUUGAAGCCCUCCAGCAUACGCAUCUUUACGGGCGCAAAUUAGUGCUCGAACCAGCGGAGAAAGAAGCCUUGACAGUCGAAGAGUUGCAGUUAGCACAACUGCUAACUGAGAAUAAGACUAGUGAAAAACAAAAACGAAAGCGGGAAGCCGUUGCCGAAGGAGACGAAAAUGCGAAGUCAGGCUUCGCCUCCCUGAUCUUAGAUGACUCCGCAGCAGCAAGUGUGAAUGCCAAAAAACCAGCCAAGAAAAAAAGGAAAGUCGCAAAAUAGAGUAAGUACUUUUGAACUAGAUGCUACAUCGUUCUGCUUGUAUACUGCGGUCUUGUAUUCAUUUCUUACUUCGCACAGGCACAUCACGACUGCAAAAGCAAAAAGAUUGUCAUACUGUCCCUUCAGUACAAGAUUCAGAUUACAAGUACCUACUUGUACUUAUGCAACUUCACAGCAUAUGUCGAGAUAUCCAGAGCGAUUGUGGUACAACAAGAGCCGCGCUUUACUUGGGUUCAUAUUAUUAUCUGGGCGUGGACGUGGAUAAUAUUACCAUUAGGCUGUUCUGAG